AUGCACUUCAUCUCUUCUGAUUUCGCCCGGUGUUUCCGUUAUGGUCUGCUUCGCCGGUACGGACCGCGCCGCCGUCUCGUUCAGGCCUUGUUUAUUAGCUUCGGGCUAUGGAUUGCACUAGAAAUCCUUCUCAUAUAUCAGCGGGUCUCAACAGCGGACACGAUCAAGCCCCGUGCGCCACAGAAACCGGAGCGAAUAUACAUUGCGAGCAUGCACUGGAACAACGAGGCGAUUCUGCGGAGUCACUGGAAUGACGCAAUCGUUCAAUUGGCUAGAACAUGGGGUGCGGAGAAUGUCUUCGUCAGUGUCUUUGAGAGCGGAAGCUGGGAUGAUACAAAGGGAGCGCUUCGUGAUCUUGAUGUCGAGCUGGAUCGUCUCGGUGUGAGACGGAACAUCACGCUUUCGGACACGACUCACGAGGAUGAAAUAUCGGUUCCUCCUUCGAGCGAAGGCUGGAUAGAUACUCCUCGCGGCCGGAAGGAACUCAGGCGUAUACCUUACCUGGCUCGGCUCCGCAACUUGACCCUGCGCCCUCUGGAGGAUCUCGAACGGGAAGGCAUAGCAUUUGACAAGAUUCUCUUCUUGAAUGACGUGGUAUUCACCGUAGAUGAUGUUAUUGAACUGCUUAACACAAACGAUGGGGUAUACGCCGCGGCUUGCUCUCUAGACUAUUCCCGACCUCCGUUGUAUUAUGAUACUUUUGCUUUGCGGGAUAGCCGCGGCGAUGAGCAUGUUAUGCAAACGUGGCCUUAUUUUCGUUCUACAACAUCUCGGCAUGCGCUCUUCAACAUGUCCCCUGUCCCCGUCAAGAGUUGUUGGAAUGGCAUGGUCGUUAUGCCGAUUGAGCCUUUUGUGUCGGGCACGCCGCUGCGCUUUCGUGGGAUUCCCGAUUCUUUAGCAUUGUUCCAUCUUGAGGCUUCUGAAUGUUGCUUAAUCCACGCGGACAAUCCUCUCUCAGGACUCCAGGGCGUCUACCUGAAUCCCAAGGUCCGUGUUGGUUAUAACGGCACGGCAUACGAAAAGGUUCACCCUGUUGGCUCCUGGCUGUCUCCACAAUAUAUCGCCUUGGCUCUGUGGGAGAACAGAUUCCGGCGGUGGGCUACCACGCCUAUUUUCAAGAAGUUGGUCGUGCGACGGAGGGUCGCCCAAUGGAAGGCUCUCUCUAGCGGCCGGCAUGAGCCAGGCGACUUCUGUUUGAUCAACGAGAUGCAGGUUCUCGUUGCUAAUGGCUGGGCCCAUGUAUAA
Molecule: messenger RNA, 1245 nt
Organism: Aspergillus viridinutans
Lineage: Eukaryota; Fungi; Ascomycota; Eurotiomycetes; Eurotiales; Aspergillaceae
Product: glycosyltransferase family 69 protein
Exons: 3
Coding region: 1-1245 (414 amino acids)
Source: RefSeq, a predicted model, not a curated record